AUGUUUCACUUUAUCCAUCCGUUCACUGCUAUUGUGGCAGGACCAAGUGGGUGUGGGAAGUCAAAUUUUGUAACAAAUUUCAUAAAAUCAGUUACAGAAAUAUGUAAUUGUGAUUUUAAUCAGAUCACAUGGUGCUUUGAUGAAAUGCAACCAUUAUAUAAUUUACCAAAUGUUAACUAUCAUCAAGGAAUUCCAAAUCUUAAUAUGUUUGAUGGUGAAAACCCACAUCUUGUUAUUAUUGAUGAUCUAAUGAGAGAGUCCGAUGGAAGAAUUGUGGAUAUAUUUACAAAAGGUAGUCAUCACAGGAAUCUUAGUGUAUUUUAUCUAACACAAAAUUUAUUUCAUCAGGGUAAAGGACAAAGAGACAUAUCUUUAAACUCAAGUUAUAUAAUAUAUUUUAAAAACCCUCGAGAUAAAACUCAAAUAAGAUAUUUAGCAAGACAAGUAUCACCAGAUAACCCAAAAUUCAUUGAAAAUGCCUACAGGGAUGCAACUCUAGAGGCACAUGGAUAUUUAAUGAACGUGGUAGAUUUAAAACAGAAUACCAAUGAUUUUUGUCGUAUCAAGACAAAUGUCUUUCCAUUUAAUGGUUUCUGUACAGUCUACGUCCCCACAAAAGAGUUUAAAUACACCAAGAAUCAAACAAUUGAAAUCAUUGCUAAAUGA
This is a messenger RNA of Parnassius mnemosyne (clouded apollo), 666 nucleotides long. Lineage: Eukaryota; Metazoa; Arthropoda; Insecta; Lepidoptera; Papilionidae. The record is from the annotation of a GenBank genome assembly.